Molecule: messenger RNA, 1942 nt
Organism: Ostreococcus lucimarinus CCE9901
Lineage: Eukaryota; Viridiplantae; Chlorophyta; Mamiellophyceae; Mamiellales; Bathycoccaceae
Exons: 1
Coding region: 1-1926 (641 amino acids)
Source: RefSeq, a predicted model, not a curated record
AUGGCGGCGGUGAUGCGGUGCGCGAUGCCGACGCGCGAUCGCGCGGGCGCGCGAACACGCGCGGGGAUUCGCGCGCGACGCGACGGCGGCGCGGCGAUGCGGGCGGCGCGCGUCGCGGGAGGGGCGCGAGGGGAGACAGCGCGCGCGAUCGGGGCGCACGGCGCGAUCGGGGCGAUCGGGGGGGUGGGCGGGACGGCGGCGCGCGGGACGGCGCGAGGGGCGCGAGGGCGAGCGGCGAGCGACGCGGCGAGCGCGGGAUCGUCGUAUUGGAGCGAGGAGACGUCGAGGGAGACGGAAACGGUCGUGGAGACGACGACGGGGGGGGUGAAGGCGACGAUGACGUUCGCGGCGACGGAGGAGGAGGAGGAGGACGAGGGCGCGGGCGCGGGGAAGCGAGCGCUCGGUUUGGCGGCGUUCGCCGCGGUCGUCGCGGCGUUUGCGUACAGCGAUGUCAGCGCGAGCUUUCCGUUUUUAGCGCCGGCGCAGACGCUGGCGAGAGCGUUGGUCGAUAUGGUGGCGGCGGGGGUUGAUUAUUUCGUCGACGUUACGCUCGACGCGUACGACGCCGCCAUUUUGGGAUGCAUCAACGUGUUCUCUUGGUUUCAAUCGUUCCUGCUGACGCCGGGUGGAGUGAUCGAGAACGGUGCGAAGGCGUCGUCGGCCGUCAUGGCCGAUCCGAGCACGUUCGUGUCCAAGGCGGUUGGCUUGUUGUGCGCCAAGCCGUUCAUGUCAAUCGCGGCGGUGUUGUUGACGCUGUCUCGAGUCGUCGCGUCGUGGACGUUUGCCGCGGCUGAGUACGCGUGCGCGCUUUUGUACGCUAUGCCGGUUUACGUCUUCACGCCGACGGCGGUUUUGGCGUACUUGUACUUCAAGAAGCGGUCCAUCGAAAAGGUUGAGAUCGAGAAGGUGAAGUCGACCAGGAAGAUGGCCAAGGCGAAAGCCAAAGCGGCGACCAUCGUGUCCACUGGCUCCGCCACGGGAGCGAGUGCGAAGUGGGCCGAGCGCCUCGCCGCGGGAACGACGAGCCUUGAAUCGUUCACGGCAUCGGCGACGCGCUCGUCUGACGUGACUGUCAUCGAUUCGUCGAGCGACUUUUCGUAUUCGAGCUCGAGCUCGUACGCGAACGACGCCUCGUCCACGCCCAUCGUGGCCACACCGGUCAACUACGAUUCUUACUCUAGCAGCUCGUCGAGCGCGAGCGCGAGCGCGAGCUUGUCAGGUUUCACCGGUGUGUACGAUUUCGAGGAAUCGUAUGCCAAUCGCGAGGCGUUGAUGGGUGGCUACAACAUCGAUCAGGCGGAAGUCGAGCGUCUCUACGCCGAGUUGAUGCCGAAGGAUGCCGGUAUUCCGCUUCCGACCUUGACGGUGACUGAAAAGGUCGAUGACACGGCUGAAACGAAGUUCAUGGAACAGGCGAGCAGCGUGGCCACGGCGACGAAGGAGGAAGUGAAAUCGACCUCGAGCGCGGCGGCGGCCAAGGCGGUGGACACGAAGACCGAAGCGGUAGUGAAGGCUGAGGUGAAGCCGACGCCGGUCACGCCGGUGAAGACAUCUUCCUCGUCUUCGACGUCGACGACGACGACUUCGACGACUUCGACGUCGACGGCGAGCGCGAGCGGCACGAAGGAAGUGAAAAAGGGUGGUAGCAAGGAGGCGUUCCUGGGUUUCGUCGACAAGGUGAGCUCGAUUAAACCAGAGGACGUCACGAAGGUUGUGACGGAGACCGCGAAGGUCGUGACGUCUAAAGAGAGCUUGGAUCUGGCGGCGAAACUGGCGAGUGAAGCCGCUAACAAGGUGCAGUCGUCGAUCAAGAGCGUCGACGAAGACGCGGAAUCCAAGUCGACGACGCUUCCAGGUGGUACGCGCAAAGUCUCGUCGCAAGACGACGACUUGAGCGAAGGUACGAUGAUCAAGAAGAAAAAGUAAACGCGAUUGCCUAGCU